AGGAAUGCCAACAUGGACCCGUGGCAAGGACGGGAUGUGAGCGUGCUACGACAAUAACACGACGGAGGAGAAGAGAAACCCAAAGAAGAGAAGUACCGUCGACGGCGCUGCCUUCCUCCACCGAGCUGCCUCCCGACUACACACGGUUUUUGUGAUCCCACUCCUGGAUAGUGUUUCCUCCACGUCCUCUCGUGUGUGUUUGGCCAGGAUCAAUGGUGUCUCUCAGCAGCAGAACGCUGAGCUUGGAGAAUGACCUGUUCAGGGACAGCAGCAGCCUGUUCUCUCUCGGCCUGGGAGACGGUGCCCGCAGCGAGGGGGGCAGUUCUGCCUCCUGCAAGAGUCCUGAUGCUGGGGAGCUGGCGGCCAUGCACUGCUCCAGCCCUGGAGAGGAGGAAGAUGACGAGGAGGACGAAGAUGAAGAUGAGAGGACGAGUCUGCAUAUUUUUCUAGGAACAGAGGGAGAAGAGGAAGCUGCAAGUCAGGAACCUAAACUGCCAGACUUUCCUUUCCAUCCCUCUUCCCCGUUCUCCCCGACCCUGGAGGACAUAGAGGAGUUCCUGAGGGAAAAGAUGGAACUGGUCAAAGAGGAGCUCCUGACCCCAAAAGAGGAGGCCUCCCCUCUACCGUGCAGUGACUCUCCAUCCUCCAGUGCGCCCCCAGCUGCCUCCUUAGAGACUAACAGUGACCUCGGGACUAGUGCCUCUCACUGCACCUUAAGCUCAAACACUCCUAAGAACGAGCAAAACAGCCCCAGCCCAGUUGAUCGUUCUCCUGCCCAAAUCAACCCCUCACCUUCCACCUUAACCCCGCCAGUGCUCCUGGGCGGCCCUCUGGUUCUCCAACUCCAGCCCCUACCUGUGGCCCAGCCUUCGGCCCCAGCAGGCUCUCCUCCUGGGGCCCAAAGUGGCAUUUGGCUCACACAUGUGGUCAUGGGGCUUCAGGGUGCAACAGGACAAAAUGUCACUUUGCUGGCCCCGCAGGUGCCCUCCACUCCCACCACCCUGCUGUCACUGAACAGUGGAGACACCAAGUCAGCUGACCAGAAGUACGUCAAGAUCGCCCCUCUGCCCAUCACCAUGAGGACUCUAGAGAUCACAGGUGUUACUGGGGUUGGGGGCCAGGGCAACGGUCUGCUGAAGGCCGUGGCCCCCCGGGUGACCAGACUGCCGCCCACAGAGAGGGUCCAUAAGUGCUCCCAUCCCGGCUGUGGGAAGAUGUACACCAAAAGCAGCCAUCUGAAAGCGCACUUCCGUCGGCACACAGGAGAGAAGCCCUACACAUGUAGCUGGCCCGAGUGUGGUUGGAGAUUCUCCCGAUCUGAUGAACUGUCUCGUCACCGACGCUCUCACUCCGGCAUCAAGCCAUACGAGUGCUCACUGUGUGAGAAGAAGUUUGCCCGCAGUGACCACUUAUCCAAACACACGAAGGUCCACCGCAGCUCCAGGCCCAGCAGGAUUAUCAGAGCCACUGUGUGACACCCUCAGCUGGCCUAAACCCUCACCUGCACCCACCCAGCCUGUCCUGGACCUGAGUGUCCCUCAGGACUUUUGGUGCUUCACAAGCAGAACUUUCAGAAGAAUUGUGAGAGCUGGCUGCUGUUUCCCCCCUCAUAUGUCCUUUUCUUUCCUCCCCUCCUGCUGUUUAUCUUUCAGUGUUCCCUCUGAGCAGCUCAUCUUAUACUGAGCGGACACCUCAGGAAAAACUCUGCUGAGAAUGGAUUUCCUGGCCUUCACACACAAAACACAGAACACACAGGAGGAGACAGUCUUUUAGAAGAAUCGUGUGAGCUGGCUGCUUUGUCCCCCUAAUAUUUCCCUUCCUUUUUUUCCCUUUUGCUGUUUAUCUUUUACUGUUCCCUUCUGAGCAGCUUGUCUUAUACUAAGCGGACACCUCAGGAAAAACUCAGCUGAGAAUAACUUUCCUGCCCUUCACACUCACAAACAAAACAAACACACAACAGUAGGCAGUCUUACAGAGGCCCCUCUUGCAGCCACUUUGUACUCUACUAUUGCCAAGCACCCAGGUGCUGUUGGGAGUAAGUUAGGAUGGUAACUAGUAACAGGAGUGUCUAUAGUUCUGUAAUCCCCUUUUUACUUUUGUGAUUGCACCUCUUCUACCCAGCCAAACUUCAGGGUCCACAAGGAUAAAGUGACCUGGUGUUUUUGUACGUUGUGAAAUGAAAAUUUAGCGUCACAUUAUUUUAUGUGUUCUGAUCAUGAGGUCAUGGUCAUGUGGCAGCCAUCACUGUAGUGUGAAAUGACAACUAA
Molecule: messenger RNA, 2267 nt
Organism: Plectropomus leopardus (leopard coralgrouper)
Lineage: Eukaryota; Metazoa; Chordata; Actinopteri; Perciformes; Serranidae
Product: Krueppel-like factor 15
Biological process (GO): regulation of transcription by RNA polymerase II
Molecular function (GO): RNA polymerase II cis-regulatory region sequence-specific DNA binding; DNA-binding transcription factor activity, RNA polymerase II-specific
Source: RefSeq, a predicted model, not a curated record